UUCACACGGGAGUUUGUGGUGGUUCUACUGUACAGAGAAGAAAGCCCUGCUAAAGCAAAAUGUCUGCAGUGCCUGAUGGGAAGAAACUCGUCCGGAGCCCGAGCGGGCUUCGCAUGGUGCCUGAAAACGGAGCCUUUAACUGCCCGUUCUCCCUGGACGAGCCGCAGUGGGUCCCGGAUAAAGAGUGCCCGAGAUGUAUGCAGUGUGACACCAAGUUUGACUUCAUCAGAAGAAAGCAUCACUGUCGGCGGUGCGGGCGGUGCUUCUGUGAUAAGUGCUGCAGUAAGAAGGUGGUGCUGCCCCGCAUGUGCUUCGUGGAUCCGGUGCGUCAGUGUGCGGAGUGCAGCCUGCUCUCACAGAAGGAGAUGGAGUUCUACGAAAAACAGCUCAAAGUGCUGCUGGGAGGCGGCACCUUCGUCGUCACUUUGGGAACGUCAGAGAAGUCUGAAACCAUGACGUGUCGUCUCUCCAACAACCACAGGUAUCUGUUCCUGGACGGUGAGAGCCACUUUGAGGUGGAGCUGUCUCGGAUCUCCAGCAUGCAGAUCCUGACAGACGGGUCGAGUCCAGGAGGUGGUACAUCACGGGCCAGCGGCAUGCUGCUCCACUACAAACCGAUGGGCUCCCAGGACGCCGAGCAGCUCCGCAUGGAGGCAGCAGACGACAAGAAGGUGGCCUCGCUGUGGUUAGCUGCCAUGCACAAGGCAGCCAAACUCUUGUAUGAAUCUCGGGACCAGUGACGUGCAGACGGCAGCAAACCUGAACCUCCAGGCAGCACACACCCAAGUGUUUUACACCCCGCCUCUCUGGGGUCCGGUAUCGUUUGGAUUUUAAUAAUAACGCCAGUUCUGAUUCUGCUUUCCAGUCUGAUUCCUCCUCUGUUCUUGAUAACAGUUUUUAUUACAGUAAUCUCUGCAAGAAAUGUUUAUAAAAACACUUUAUUACCUCUUUAACCUGUACUUUGUAAACGUUUACCACAGUUAUACUGAUGAUCUGGUUUUACUGUCAUCAGAGUUGUUUAAUCUGCUCUUCUUCAUACAUAAAUCAGGGCAGGCAGCAUCAAUAUGUCUACAGUAAUGACGCCAGCUCAGCAGUAAAACAGCAGUAAAAGAAGCGUCUCAUCAACAGUCAGUAUCUGUUGAUCUGAGGAAGCUUCUACUUUUAUUUCCUUUUCUUUUACUUUCACUUCAAACGUGACAUUUUAACUCUGAAAAUCCUUUUUUCAUAACUUCAGAGAUGCCAUAAAACUAAAGAUGGUUUCAUGAAAACACGCUGAUUUUAUAUGCCGCUGGUAAACCAUGUUUUUAUUCACCAGAAGAAGUCAUGUGACACUUUAUGGAUGUUUUUAAUCCUUGAUUUUUCUGACCCCUCUUCCAGACGUUUCAUGCGAGAUGGUUAAAGCAGUCUGAACACAGAUCUUCCAGAUUAAGUAUUGUUUGAUGCAGAUUUAAGGACAGACACACUUUCAAACCCUUUAAAGCAGAGAGAAGAGCAGCCGAGGGUGACGUUCGUUGCAUUUCAGGACAGUUUUGAAAACAAAGUGGAAGGCACAGUGGUACUUUAAAACACAGGGGAGUGUAGAAAGAAAGAAGAAAGAAAGGUCCUGAAUUGCAUGGAACAUCACAGGUUAAUUUUUAAUCUUAACUUAACAGUGGGAUCUUUAGUCCUCACAGAGACCCAAGUUUGUUUUCUCUUUGCUACACGUGUCAACAGAUUUAUACCUUUAGGCCUCUGUGUCUGAGGAAACUACAAACGACUCACUGAUUCAAGUGAAGCAGAAACACACACACCUAAAAAACGCUUUAAAUGUAAAUUCAUGUAUCGAAGUUUUGUAUAAGCUAUUUUGUUAACUCUUCCUACUUUAACACAAAGCGUGUAUGUACUCAUCGUUUUAAGAGCUGAUGUGUGACGAUAGUUUUUGUAAGAUUUGUAAACCGUGAUCCUUUCGUCCUCACGCAAAGACCUAAACUGUCUUUGUCCUUUUUUUAAAAUCUUCAUUAUUAUAAUAAUCCAAAGUAAGGAUGUGAAAUAACCACCUUCCUCUCCCAGAGUAUGUUCAGUCCUGAUGUUGAAGGAUGAUUUGUCUGUUUGGUAGUUUGUUAGUUUGUUGCACUUCCAAGGACCUAUUCUGGAGAAAGACGCAGUCUGGACUGUGACAGUGAGUAAUAUGUUGAUUGAAUGUCCUGAUCGGCAUUUUUAUUGAGUUAAAAAGAUUUCUGAAAGGUGACCGCAGUGUUUUGCAUCUUGUGUGACAUCUUAACAUUCGACCCGCAGAGCUAUACAUUGCUUAUAAUAGCUGCUUCCAUCAUUGUAUGUUCAAACCCUCAAUAACUCCUCUCUCUGUUUAAUAUGAGACACAUCUGUCCCCUGCACACGAGUAAACCAGCAUAAGUUUCUGUUCACAUCCUUCAAACAGAGCCGGGACAUAAUAAGCCACUUCUAUUUAACAUCAUUUUAUGGACUGUGGAGAACGUAGCAGCGAGGGACCCAAGCCUAAACUUUCUUCUUGUGCAGCAAAUGGAAAAUGUUGAGCUUUUCUAGGACUCUGGAAAUCCGACCAACUAUAAUUGUUACAUACAUUUUCACAGAAAAAUGUGAAGUCAGCUCUGUGCAGCGAAUGUAACGGUGUUGCAUGAGAUGCACAAACUGAUGCUGUCUGAAAGUCAGAUUAUAACUGUUUACAAAGAAGCCAAAUGGACCUUUUUCUAACCCAGUUUUACCUGACGGUUGGUUGUGACAUAAUGUCAGCGGAGUAAAACACACUGCCUUUAAUUAUUUACAUGUGCUUAGGUCCGAAAUCCAACAUUUCCCGUCAUGUUCAUUCUUUAAGUUUUUAACCACAAAUUAUUUUAAAUGAAGGAAAGAAAAAUUUGGUGGAACUAUGGCCGCAGUUUGGUAAAAAUCUGACUCUAUAAUAUUCUGCAGUACAGAUUUAAACAUAAACUUAAGAUUGUCAAAACCGAUGUAAGUCAAAAAUAUUCAAAUAUCUUUUUUUUUUUUAUUGACUCUAUAAUGAUGGAUGACACGUCUCAACCUUCAAUCAAUCAAUCAAUCAAUCAAUCUUUAUUUGUAUAGCGCCAAAUCACAACAAACGUUAUCUCAAGACGCUUUUACAAACAGAGCAGGUCUAGACCACUCUAUGUCAAAUUAUGAACAGAGACCCAACACCAAGACAGGGUAAGACUCAGUCUGACCCCACCUUAAUCCAUCAUGAGCAUUGCACAUCGCAGUAUUUAGCUAGUUACAGUGGUGAGGAAAAACUUCCUUUAACAGGCAGAAACCUCGAGCAGAACCAGACUCAUGUUAGACAGCCAUCAUGCCUCGACUGAACCUUGUCCCUAUGUACAAAAGUGAAGCCAAAACAUUGCACCUUUGGAGCCAGAGUCUGUGCAGCAGGGAUCAGCUGAUUGAGCUACAUUAUUCAAGUCAAGCCUCUUCUGCUAAACAAAACAAAAACAUUGAAAUGACUGCAGAGGUCCCUCGGGUCAGUACAGUCCACAUCUAAAGAGGUUGUUGUUUCAGUUUCACGGGUAUAGAAAGUUUAAAGAGUAUUUGUUUUUGUUUCUUUAUUUUCCAACAGAGCCGUCUAACAUGACAUCAUACCGCAUCGAAACUUAGCUCAAAAAUGAGUACUUAAAUCUGUGUGAUAAAAACUGACAACUUCAUGGCCUGUUAACACGACGGAGGCGGGCUUUAAGAUCUAUACUGCAGCCAGCCAGCAGGGGGAGCUCCAAAGAUCUUGGCUUCUUUUCAGGGAGCUGUCUUGUCAUCCAUCUUUUAUACAGUCAUUUUUCUUCUGGAGCUUUCGAGCACACCUCGGUCUUUGUCGUCUGUAGUAGUUUAAUAACACGAUGACAUGCUUAUGUUUUGGAUAGAUGCUCUGGAGAAAGGCUAACAAGUGGACCUUGAUAUGAUGAGACUUAUUUGUCCGUACACUUUCUGGACGUGACCUUAAAUCUGUCAAACACCUGACAUUACAUUUAAUUAAUUACAGUUUAGUCGCUAACACUUUAUAUGCUUUGUGCUAUAAUUAGCUGAGAUUACCAAGUGUCGAUGUUUCAGGAUUAUUUGUAGUUUUAAAAUUUUGUUAGCCUCUUUGUGUCUUCCCCUGUUUUCUAAGUGUGUUAGUAGAGCUUAAAAGUGAUUUUGUGGAGCACAGAAUGUUGGAUAUUUUCACCUUUUUACCCCUUUUUGUCCUUCCCUUUAAGUCCUAUCCAAUGAAAACAAGAAUCACCACCUCCACUUCCACCUCUGUGACAUAAAUUUUAUUUUUAUAUGCUGCUCACCUAAGAAGUAAAAGUGUUGUUUGCUUGUCGUCUUUGAGGAAAGAGAGGAGGGAUGUUGAGGUUUAGUGUAAACGAAGAAGUCUGUGGUUGUUUUCAGUGUUGUGUCAUAUUCAUAUGUAUGUAUGUUCACGAGGACAUCCACAGCUCCGCUCUUCCACGUGUUUGAUUGUGUUGUAAGUUAGCACUAUGUGUAACAUCCCCAAGUCAUGACCCAGCCAGUGUUUGAACCUGCACUUUAUCCCCACUCGGAUUCAAAGUCCUUUUUAUUCCUCUUCCUGCCUUCCUUUGUUACGCUAAACAUGUUGUACCACACUCGUUGGAUUCUUUUGAGAAUAAAAUCAAGUGUUUAUACAUAAA
This is a messenger RNA of Notolabrus celidotus (New Zealand spotty), 4643 nucleotides long. It is a transcript of the gene zfyve21, whose product is annotated as zinc finger, FYVE domain containing 21. NCBI's taxonomy places the organism in Eukaryota, Metazoa, Chordata, Actinopteri, Labriformes, Labridae. The coding region runs from base 60 to 740 and encodes 226 amino acids. The record is from RefSeq and is a predicted model, not a curated record. Gene Ontology annotation, molecular function: metal ion binding. The transcript is spliced from 7 exons.